This is a messenger RNA of Aphanomyces invadans, 826 nucleotides long. RefSeq lists its product as hypothetical. The record is from RefSeq and is a predicted model, not a curated record. Gene Ontology annotation, biological process: U4 snRNA 3'-end processing; nuclear mRNA surveillance; rRNA catabolic process. The transcript is spliced from 5 exons. The coding region runs from base 23 to 760 and encodes 245 amino acids. Lineage: Eukaryota; Oomycota; Saprolegniomycetes; Saprolegniales; Verrucalvaceae. Gene Ontology annotation, cellular component: nuclear exosome (RNase complex); nucleolus; cytoplasmic exosome (RNase complex).
UGCGAUCGAUCGCAGCAAGAGGAUGAAGGAGUUUGUGAGUGUAGCCGGACUCCGCGUGGACGGUCGUCGAGCCGGUGAAGUACGACGUGUUCGUGCCAAGUUUGGGCUCUUCCAGCGUGUGGAUGGAUCGGCCUACGUUGAACAAGGACAGACCAAGGUGAUGGCCGUCGUGUACGGGCCGAAAGAACACUCUGGGCGAAAGCAAACCGAGGAAGUGGCGCAAACGAAGGCUCGUGUGACGUGCGAAGUGACCCAAGCGCCUUUUGCAACAAGCGAACGCAAAGUGACGCACAAGGCCGACCGCAAGAAGCUCGAGAGCUCCUUGGCGAUCCUUCAAAUAUUCGACAGUACCAUCUCGACACAAUUGUACCCGCGCUCUCAAAUCGACAUCUUUGUCCAAGUGCUUCAUGCUGAUGGAGGUGAACUCGCGGCCUGCAUUAACGCAGUGUCCUUGGCGCUGAUCGACGCUGGAAUUGCCAUGAAGGAUUUCGUCGUGGCAUGCUCGGCCGGCUACAUCCAGCAAACGCUUUUAUGCGAUUUAAACUACACUGAGCAAAGCUCCCGUUGUCCGGACUUGACUGUGGCGCUCACAGCUCGCAACAACAAGCUGAGCUUGGUGCAAAUGGAGAGCAAGUUGCCGCUCGAACUGUUCGAAACGUUGAUGUCGACGGCAAAGGAUGGAUGCUCCCAAAUCUACGACAUUCUGCAAAACGAAGUGCAGGAAAAUACGUGGCGCCGCUUGGUUACACGGGAAGCAUAAUGACAGGUUACAGUGCUCGCAAUUAGUUCAUAAGUGCACACGGAACAUGGGGAUGGAUGUGCCAGG